Oreochromis niloticus (Nile tilapia) is the source of this 3863-nucleotide messenger RNA. RefSeq names its product neurofilament medium polypeptide. The transcript has 5 exons. Bases 451 to 2277 code for a protein of 608 amino acids. NCBI's taxonomy places the organism in Eukaryota, Metazoa, Chordata, Actinopteri, Cichliformes, Cichlidae. The record is from RefSeq and is a predicted model, not a curated record.
UUAUAUACUAGAGUGAGCCUGGUCCACAGUGGAAACGCGCAGACCUGCCAUUUACACUUAUGGCCUCUCUGAAGUAAAAAAUAGCGCACAGCACUCCAUCAGCGGACGUGCCGUGUUUCCAUUAGAUGACAGUCAACCACCCGGUGACUCAGGGCUCAGCCACUCCCGAUGGCAGCCCGGCCCUCCGCUCCUCCUUGAUCUUCCUGAAUGGACAGCCACGCUACCUACUGUUCACGCCUCCCUCUGUCAUCUCCCUCACUACUGCUUCACCAACGACCCGCUGCAGCUUUAUUGUGGAGUGAUUAACCCGGGCCGAUCGGUGCACCACGCAACUUAAAGGAUCCAUCCGAAGUAAAUCACUGCUCACACCACGGCCCAAGCUUGCCUACCAACCGGGUCCUUAAAUAUCACCUCACUACCUGAUUGGGACAUUGUGUCCUUUUUAGCGCAAUGACAGCCAAGCACCGGAAAGCGAAAAACAACCACAAACAUGAAGAUAACAUAUUCAAAAAUGAAGUUAUGGAGACAGAAGUUCGCCCUGGAGGGAAUAACUACACACUUCUAUUGGUUUUAUUUCUGAUUUUUGUGAUUGGAGGUGCCACCGGAGUGUGGUUCUGUUUCCAGCAGCACCAAACUUUAACCUACUUAACAGACAAUCUCAUGGGCAUACAGAUGAAGAUAGUGAAACUACAAUCCUCCCACGAAGAAAUGCGACAAUCUGGCAACAAGCAGCACAUUUCGGACAACGUGGAGGCCCGACUUAAUGCCCUUGAGGAGUCCUAUUCACUGGCCCAGAAGCAGGUGGGUAUGGCCUUAGCUACAGCCGAACAGCUCAAGACAUCAGACCUCCCCGCUCAGGUGCUUUCACUCCACACAGAGAUGAAAACCCGCCUGGCAGAGAUGCAGCAAGCCACAGUGUCUCUGGAGCAACUGAGCCAGCUGCAGACCAUGUUGAAAGGAAAGAGUGAGGAGUUUGAAGAUGUUAAAAUGAAGGUGGAGGUUUUAGCCACACUGACUGGUGAGCUAGCCCAGAAGGUCGACAUCUUGACAGGCGGCCUGGAAGAAGCGGAAUCUAAGCUGGAGGAGAAAGUUGGAGAGAUUGCCACACUGAGUGCCACCCUGGAUAGACAGGCUGCUGUGAUGCUCAGACUGAAGGACCAGCUAGACGCCUACCAGACUCAAUUGAAGGCUAGCGUGGUCGAAAUGACUACUGUCAGAGAGUUGUUUGAACAUGAACAGUCGCAGCGGCUUCAUCAGGCCGGAGUACAGGAGCUUAAUGUGUCUGUGGCAGAAACUAAACCUGAGACCAAGCCUCUGGAAAAGACAGAGGGAGAAACAGUUCCUACAACUGAAGAAGAGGCAGAAACCAAAGAGGAAGAGGAAGCUGCAGGAAGUGAAGAAAAAGAAGAAGAAACACCUGUAGAAACUGAAAAAAGAGUAAAAACUGUAGAAACUGAAGAAGAAGCCUUGGGCAGUGAAGAAAACGUAGAAACUGACGAAGAAGAAGAAGAAGAAGAAGAAGAAGAGGAGGAGGAGGAGGAAGAAGAAGAAGCCUUAGGAACUGAAAAAGUAGAAGACACAGACACUAAAGAAGAGACACCCAUAGCAGCUGGAGAGGAAGAGGAAGAGGUAGCUGCACCAGCUGAAUUAGAAGAAGAAGAGAUUCUUUCUACAGCUGAUGAAAAAGUUACAUCCACCCAAGAGGAAGAAGAGGCAGAGUCUGAUGAGCCAGAAGAACUAAAUACACAAGAUACAGCUCCUGUUGAAAAGGAGGAGUCUGCGACAGAAGAAACUGUUCCUACACAGCAGGCAGAGGCAGUAGAGGAAGAUGAUGCAAAACAAGAGAAGUCUGUUACUGUAUCAGAAGAAGAGAAGGGACACACAACACUGACAGAAGAGGAGGGACACAAUGCUGAAGAGCAGAUGCCUGAAGAGGAGAACCGGAGAGGUGAUGAAGAGGAGGCACCUGAAAGAGAGAAAGGUGAGGAAGAGAGCCUCAAAGCAAGAGAUGAGGAUGAGACUGUGUUGGAGAAAGAGGAGUCAGAAGAUGAUGAAAGGGAGAAGUCAGAAGAACACGUACCAUCUGGAGAAGAGGAGCAGCUUUGGAAGGCAGUGCUUGAGGCAGAGCAACCAGAUGUAGAGGAAGAAGCGUCAGAAGCAGAGGACGAACAGCAGGAAGCAGCAGAUGAAGAGGAGAACCAUGGUGCAGAGGACCCACAGGAGGCUGAUGAAGAAGAGGAGUUUUUAGAAUUUGAUGCUUUGCCAGAAGACAAAUAGUGCAUACCACCAGGAAGCAAUUUCAUUCUUUUAUGCUAUGGACCUAUCCAUCAAGAAAAGCGGGAGCUUUCUCCGACUACCACCACUGUCUGCAAUAUGACAAAUACUGUUAGAAAGAGUUAUUGAUCGCUGUUGUCGAGGUGCAUUACUCAUUUGCUUUCUGAAAGGCACACCUAAUCGAAAAUUCAGUCAACAUGCAGAGCUGAAACCUGUACCUCAAAAUCUAACAUGGCUCGUUUUUGUAAGGAAAUGAGUCAUUCAGGGGUUACCUGCCAAUAACAGUCUCACAAGCCUUAACCCAUCAAAUGAUUAUGUUUUUUUUAAAGAAAAGAAAUUCCACUUGUCAUAACAAUUUCCACUGUUUUCUACCAAGUUAAUGAAAUAACAAGAAGUCGGUGCAUAAGCUGUGACCUUGAAGCCAUAAGUAAUACCUGUCUUGGUGACAAAGUGUGCUGCUUUUUGUCACUGCCUGAAAUGUAUCACGAGAAACAACAAUUACAGUACUGUAAUUCAUUGUGUCCCUGAUGUUGUUUACACAGGAAAAAAAACUACAAGAAAAAUGGUAGAAAAUCAAUAAUAUGCAAUAACUGAAUUAAUAAGAGUGUUUUUUUAAGGUAUGGCAAAGUUUAUUAAACUUUUUUUUUUACUCUUUAAAGAGCAUGUUUGUUAUUUAGUGUUUAAUAACUAGAGCUGUGCUUGCUCUAUAGAUUUGGUCAUUAUCUUUUUAUUUGCACUUUUUAACUGAUUACAAUUCCAGCCAGACAGAACACACUGGUGGUAUUGUGAGAUACAGGGAGGUCAAAAGGUUUGGUCCCGUAACCAAGAGCUCAUUAUUAAUCUGCUGCUUUUUAAUCAAUAACAUUUUAAUAAACUUUGUGUGUCUUUAACAAACAAUCAUAGAAAAACUAUGCAACUUUAGAAAAAAAGCUUAAUGAUGCACCUCAGGGACAAAUUGUUCUGCAUAUGAGGGGUUGGAGCCUGUACUGUGCUUAAGUUACAUUUUUAGGACAGCAGAAGUAUUCACAUGUCAUUCAAAGCAUCAGUCACACCAACUAGAGAACAAGUUGUCCACAAAGCCAAGAGGCGACUCAUUUUAUACGUAAUAUAAAAAUAUCUUUUGACGAAAGCUCAGUUUUACAAUUAUGUUGAUGUAGUUUCCAGAUUUAAAUGUUUUUCUGCAGCACACUGACAGCAAAGAUGGAUUGAGGGAGGAACUAAUGUUGGUAUUAUUAACAUGUUUAGCAACAGAAACAAAGCAAGAAACAUGAUUUCAAAUAAUGUGAGUUUUCCAAUAAUCAAAAAUAUUGUUGCUAAAGUGAGUGUAACCUUCUUGCAAAAUAUUUUAGUAUCUCAAAUGUCUUUUUUUCUUCAUUUUUUUUAGGAAAUUACAAAUAUGUGUAUUCAUAUUUUACCACUGUGAAAUAUGUUUCCAAAAAGUGAUUUUUACUGUGCAUUUUUACAAAAACAACUAAAUAAAACAAACCUAUAGCGCACUGUUUUUUUUUUUUGUUUGUUUUGUUUUUGUUAAGGUCGUGUUUAUUAUCAGUAUAACAAUUAUGUUUGUAAAAUAAACUCUGGUUCUUUCA